Messenger RNA from Sitodiplosis mosellana (orange wheat blossom midge), 1308 nucleotides. RefSeq names its product nose resistant to fluoxetine protein 6-like. The transcript is spliced from 5 exons. Gene Ontology annotation, molecular function: acyltransferase activity, transferring groups other than amino-acyl groups. The annotation marks the transcript as partial. NCBI's taxonomy places the organism in Eukaryota, Metazoa, Arthropoda, Insecta, Diptera, Cecidomyiidae. The record is from RefSeq and is a predicted model, not a curated record.
UGGUUUUCUGGUGACACUCCUGUUCUUGCGUACCAAAAGCUCAACGAAAAGUUCGAAUGCGGGCGGCUUCAUUUCGGGAACGAAGCAAAGUUUAUUUUUAGUCAUUUAUCGAUAUAUUCGGUUAACGCCGGUUUAUUUUAUGGUGAUUAUCAUCAAUGCGGUUACACUAAAGUAUGUGUAUAAUAAAUCAGUGUUCACACCCGGAUUGCCCGAUCAUAUUACGUGUCCGAAUUAUUGGUGGCGAAACAUUUUGUACAUUCAAAUCUGGUUCCCGUUCUCGCAACUGUGCAUGUUGUGGUCAUGGUAUUUAGCCGAUGAUAUGCAAUUCUACAUUUGGGCCAUCAUCAUACUCAUUCUAUCGAAGCGCCAUGGACGAACAGCUGUUGCCAUAAUCGUAACAUUUCUGCUCACCUCAUGGGUUGUGUCGGCGCUGGUCUCAUUAAAUUUCAAUUACGAGCAUAGAACGUCGGAACCUUUGGAAAGCUUUGGGUACUUGUACGAGAAGCCAUGGACGCGAUUGGGACCAUAUGUGAUGGGUAUGAUGGCUGGGUAUGUACUUAAUCGCUACAAAUCUGCACCGCCGGCCAUAACUCCAUUCAUCAAUGUUGUGCUGUGGAUGAUGUCACUGGGCGUGAUGUUAUUGCUUGUGUUUGGCGUUUGGAACGGUACACUAAAUCUUCUAUGGACCGCUCUUUAUGUUAGCUUAGGCCAUUCAGCUUGGGGAUUAGCGCUUGUUUGGAUCGUAUUAUCGUGUAAAUGGGGACUAGCCAAGCCAAUUGAUAGAUUAUUAUCAUUUCGAGGAAUGUUGCCAUUAAGUCGGCUCACCUAUUGCGCUUACCUGAUUCAUCCGAUCACUCAAAUUGUGAUGUCAUUAGACCUGAAAGGAACAAUUCAUAUCCAGCACAGUCUUGUGUUUACCGUAUUCUUGGGCAACGUGGUCACGGCUUAUACCGUCGCAUUAAUCUUGUCAUUAGUGUUUGAAGCGCCAAUCGUACGGCUUCUGAAAAUACUCUUCUCGAAAUGAACCGUUUUAGCUUUACUCUAUAUAGAUUUUGUAGUUUAUAAUUUUUAAGUUCAAUCACAUUUUGUUUUUGUUCGACUCGAAAUUGCAAAUCCGUGUCAUAGUUAUUAAGGAGAAAAAAGAAAGGAAGAAUGCAUCUUUAAAAGAAAGACAAAAAAAAUAAUGACAUCUGUAUAGGUUUUAAUUGCAUUUCAUUUUGUAAUAUGACGCAAAUGUACAUAAGUCACCCGGCAACAUUGUUGUUUGAUGAAGAAAUAAAAAAUGUCCUUUUCUGAUUAAAAUCAUAA